This is a messenger RNA of Phalacrocorax carbo (great cormorant), 5172 nucleotides long. NCBI's taxonomy places the organism in Eukaryota, Metazoa, Chordata, Aves, Suliformes, Phalacrocoracidae. The record is from RefSeq and is a predicted model, not a curated record.
CAGAGCCGACAGCGUGUGAUUAACUUGGCUCUGCUAGUCAGAGCUGCCCACCCGCUGAUCCUUUCUAAUAGCCUGUGAUCCCCAAAGGCAGCUCCUGGAGCAGAGCCGGGGCGGUUGCACAAUCGCAGAUGGGGAGGAAGAGGCUGCAGGCAGGCUGGAGGGUCUCUGCCAGACAGCCUCCAUGGUGGGGCGAUUUGGGACACCUGAUGCUGAGCCCUCCAGGUGUCUGCCUGGGGAGCGAGCACAGCCUGUCCCUGCAGAGCUAACGGCUGGUUAUUCCAGCCAGCCCUGAAGGCAGCCAUAGACUCUCAGCUCCCCUUUCUUCAGGGCAAUUUCAGCUCUAUAUCCUGAUCUUCCUCUCCUGCCCACCGUUCUCCUGAUGGCACAGGGAAGGGCUUUAAACCCUCGGUUACCCACCCGCUUCCCAGCAGGCUGGGGGAGCCCCGGGCGUGUUCCUCGGCUGCCCGCUGCUUUCCCCCCGACACGGGGCUGGAUGCGGUGGGCUCUGACUCCCAGCUGGGGAGUUACUGUGCUGCAAACUGUUCUCAGCAGUUGCAUCUUGUUGCCUUUGUUUCUAGACACAGCUGUGGUCCAGGGACAGGGGAGGGCCCCUGUGUAAAUCAGGGCUUUGCUGGUUGCUUAGGGAUUAUUAUUAUUAUAGUUUAGGAGAAAAGGGACGGGAGGUAAAAGAGAGGACCUGUAACUGAGGGCUGAGGGGAUGUCUGAGGUUUGGAGCAGCAGAGGCUUGGAUGAAAAUACCAAUCCAGGGAUUCCGAUUCAGGCACAGGGUCUGUUUUGGGGAGUGGACCCUGCGCACUCGUUGGCACCAGCCGUACUGCUGCUUCUCCAUCAAGGCUGAUAUGUGAGAUGGGUGUGUACCGUGUGGCUCCAAAACUCUGCUCUAAUAAAGAAAUACAUUUCCUCCCCAAUAUUCAAGCUGUUGGGUGUUCCUUGCUUUUGGGAGGUGCUUUAAAUGUGACUGCCAGAGCCGUGGGCUGCUAAGAGCAGAAGCUGGCUGCACGAUGCUGAGCUCAGGUCUUCCUCCUGUUUUCCUGUUGCUCACAGCGCUGGAGCUGAGCUGGUCCCUGAGUGAUGAAGAAAAGAAGAUCAUCUUGGAUGAACAUAAUAAAUACCGCUCCCAGGUCUCUCCUCCUGCUAUGGAUAUGCUGAAGAUGACCUGGGACACGGAGCUGGAGGCCUUUGCUCAAGCCUAUGCAGAGAAGUGCAUCUGGGACCACAACAAGGAUAGGGGACGGCGGGGGGAAAACCUCUUCGCUAUGGCCCCGACCCUGGACCUGGAAUUCGCCGUGGAAGACUGGAACGGGGAGGAGAAAUACUACAACCUGACAACUUCCACGUGUGUCCCUGGGCAGAUGUGUGGCCACUACACCCAGGUGGUCUGGGCAGGCACGCAUCAGAUCGGCUGUGGGGCAAAGUUUUGUGAGAAGAUCAGCGGAAUCGAAACAGAGGACAUGUACCUGCUUGUUUGCAACUACUAUCCUCCGGGUAAUAUGAAAGGCCGAAAGCCGUACAAGGAAGGACCUUCAUGCUCACAAUGUCCCGAGGGCAGAGUCUGUGUCAACUCCUUGUGUGAACCCACUGUAGAAGAGACCACUCCAGCCCCUGUGACAACAAAGGCAAGCCCAUCUGCCCCAACCACAGCCAUGCCAAAACCCACAACCACAGCCAAACCAGAACCCGCAACACCAGUGCCCACCACAGCCAAGCCAAGACCCACAACCACACUUCAAACCACAACCACAGCCAAGCCACCACCCAAAACCACGCUCCCAACCACAGCCAAGCCACCACUCAAAACCACACUUCCAAUCACAACCACAGCCAAGCCACCACCCAAAACCACUCUCCCAACCACAACCACAGCCAAGCCACCACCCACAACCAUGCUCCCAGACGCAGCCAAACCAGUCACAACCGUGCUCCCAGCCACUACAGCCAAGGCGCCACCCACAGCCACACUCCCAACCACAGCCAAGCCAAAACCCUCAACACCAGCAACCAUCACAAUGGCAGCCAAGCCAAAACAUGCCACCACACUCCCAACACCAACCCCAGCCAAGCCAAAACCUGUAAUACCAGCAGCCACCACAGCCAUGGCCAAGCUAAAACCCACCAUGCCAGCACCCACCACAGCCACUGCCAAGCUAAAGCCCACCACAACAACCGCUACCGCUAAGCCAACACCCACCACACCAAAACCCACCACAACGGCCAAGCCAACACCCAGCACACCAAAACCCACCACACCAAAAACCACCACAACAGCCAAGCCAACACCCACUACACCAAAACCUUCCACAAUCACUACUACAGCCAAGCCAACACCCAGCACACCAAAACCCACCACAACGGCCAAGCCAACACCCACCACACCAAAAACCACCACAAUGGCCAAGCCAACACCCACCACACCAAAACCCACCACAAUGGCCAAGCCAACACCCACCACACCAAAACCCACCACAAUGGCCAAGCCAACACCCACCACACCAAAACCCACCACAACGGCCAAGCCAACACCCACCACACCAAAACCCACCACAAUCACUACUACAGCCAAGCCAACAGCCAAGCCAACACCCACCACACCCAAACCUUCCACAACCACCACCACAGCCAAGCCAACACCCACCACACCAAAACCCACCACAAUCACUACUACAGCCAAGCCAACAGCCAAGCCAACACCCAGCACACCCAAACCUUCCACAACCACCACCACAGCCAAGCCAACACCCACCACACCAAAAACCACCACAAUCACUACUACAGCCAAGCCAACACCCACCACACCAAAACCCACCACAACGGCCGAGCCAACACCCACCACACCAAAACCCACCACAACAGCCAAGCCAACACCCACCACACCAAAACCCACCACAACGGCCAAGCCAACACCCAGCACACCAAAACCCACCACAACGGCCAAGCCAACACCCAGCACACCAAAAUCCACCACAACAGCCAAGCCAACACCCAGCACACCAAAACCCACCACAAUCACUACUACAGCCAAGCCAACACCUGCCACACCCAAACCUUCCACAACCACCACCACAGCCAAGCCAACAGCCAAGCCAACACCCACCACACCAAAACCCACCACAGCCAAGCCGACAGCCACCACACCAAAACCCACCACAGCGAAGCCAACACCCACCACACCAACACCUACCACCACUACAGCCAAGACAAAACCUGCCACUACAACAUCAGCAAAGCCAAAACUCACUACUGCAACACCAGCACGUACCACAACAGCAAAGACACAAACAAAAGCUGCCCCAACCACACACCCAAAACCCACUGAAAUGGAAAGAUCCAAUCCUACUGAGGCGGCUGGGCUAACGCUUUCGUUUGAGCCCACAUUAGACCUGGAUUAUAAAGUAUCUCCAGAAGUAGGUGUAGGCACUGGAGAGCCCAUUAGCCCCUUAACUACGGAGGAUCCGGCCUUAUUAGAAAGCACACCCUUCGGCCCUAAAUCAGUCCCAGAAACAAAUAAAGGUAUCAAAGAGGAAGGGAAAGAGAAAUCAGCCUUUUCCAGUCCACAUCCAUCCCUCACCCAAAUCGUUCCAGAGAUCAAGUUAGGUUUCAAUAAAGCUGAGCUCAUAACCCCCUCAAAGUCAGUGGUCUUCAGCCCUGAAGAGCCCACCUUCUUGCGCUUAACAUCAUCUUCCAAUGAAAAAAAAGGGCAGAGCCCUCCUUUCCAGACCUCCCUCUCAGCAGGUGCCCUGGACACUGAAGAAUCAGAGACAAACUCCGACCAGACAAGCAUGGAUCAGCCCAUGGCUGGAGCCCCCAGCACCUGCCUGGGGCUUUCACUCUUCCUCCUACCCAGUGUCAUCCUGGUGGGCCUUCUGCUUUGAAUGGUCUUUCUCAGCUGUCCCUGCACCAGUCACCAAGGCUUUCUUCAGCAUUGGUUGUUCCACAACCCUGGUAGGCUUGGGAGACACCACGGACACUUCAGGCUGACACGCUCUCUUCUUACGCGGCCUUAUCUGCGCCAGCCCUGACGAGCCAAGGGCAGCUGGCAGUCCCAUGGGAACUUGGUCCCCUUCCUGAGGAGACCCAAGGGCAGGAGGGUGUCUGCCAUAAUGCUGGUGACCUUGGACGCUUCUCCUUUCUUCCCAGCCAGCCUGGGCAUCUGGUCCAUUUUCAAGCUGGAAACGAUGAGCUAUCCCACCCACCUGUGUGGCUGGCAGGCCCCACCACACCCUGUCCCCAGGGAAAGCAGGACGACUUGGAAACCCGAGUGGCGAUGAGACGUGCUCAUUGGUUUUGGUGUUUGUACAUGAGACAUAGUGAUUGGGUUUGGCGUUUGUUGGACGACUUUCCAACAGAAAUGCUCUUUUCCCCUCCUGAUGUGUCUGUUUAUCUCAAUUUUGGAGAAAUUUCACCUUUUCCCUUCUUGUCCAAGAAGAGUGCCUUUUUUCCCCCCCCAGGAGAGGAUUUCUAUUUCCUUCCUGGUUCUAGUGCACCUAUGGCCAGUAUCACCCAGCUGUACUCCUUUCUCUUCCCCACACAUCUGGAACACUUGCGUCCUUCCUCUCUUCUCUCUACCACAUGUACCCGUUCCACAGUUAGUCCAUUGCCAUGGCUUUAUUUUACGCGUGUGCCUGCACCUGUGUGCGUGCACAGAAGAAAUAUCUUCAGUGCUACCGGCUCCUUCAUAGAGCUUUCUUCUGCAUGGCUUCCUUCUUUGCGUAACUUAAGUGUAUUCGAAUUUAGAUACAGAUCCCAAGUGACAUAUAUUUUCCAUGUGGUGGAACCUGGUCCAGGAGAAACAAGUCAUCACAUGUGUUGGUACAAUUUGAGCUCAAGAGAGCCAAGUGAAUGAUGUUAGAGGUUACCAGUGGUUCCAGGACUUGCUGGAGGACCACUUCCAUUGUCUGGGACACGGAGUGUUUUAUUCUCCCAUGUCUUUGCUCCCUUCACCUGAGGAUUCCCAGUAAGGUGUGUUAAAUAUGUGACAAGCUUUGCAGACCGGUGGAAGGGACUAGGAGAUACGGUCCCUUCUCUAGUUGUUGCAUCCUUUGAUUUCUUAAACACAUGAGGUGGAGAAUGACCUGAAGGCCAAUAUUUGUGUCCUCCUCCAUGAUGCUGUGUCCUGUGCAUCUCGAGAGCAUGCACCGAAUAAAUCCUGGUGUG